CGUUAUUGUUGUUUUUGUUGUGUGUGUCUCUUCAUGCACAAUUUGUCGUCACUUGGCGAUGACUUAAUUCAUUUAGCAGAGGCCCAGCGGACCAGCGGACCAGCAGAUCAGCAGACCAGUGGACCACCAUUGGACCUGAGGCUGAAGCGGAGCCAGAGGCAGUGAUUCUGGGGCAGAGCUGCUGUUUCGGCGGCGUGCCACAUUCAGUCAGCGAUCGUCGAGGCAAACGGAUGGCGAUCUCAUCAGCAGCAACAGCCACGUAUCUGCUGACGGCCCUCAGCCACGACAGCCACAGCCACAGCCAGAGUCCCACCGAUGGGAGUGCCAGUGGAGGGGCUGGCGACUCCGAGGACUCGCAGCCAGGCGGAAGCGGCAGGAGGCGGCCACCCAGGCAAAAGAUCAAUGCCAGAGAGCGUUACAGAACCUUCAAUGUCAAUGCCGCCUAUGAGGCCCUGCGCAGUAUGAUACCCACGGAGCCGAUGAACCGCAAGCUCUCGAAGAUCGAAAUCAUCCGCUUGGCCAGCAGCUACAUCACCCAUCUGAGCAGCACAUUGCAGACAGGAACUGAUUUUCAGCCUUGUCUGCUGCAUAAGUACGAAAACGAAGGCGGCGGAGGUGGAGGUGGAGCUGGAGGCCCCAGCAGGCGCAUCAGCAUCUGCACUUUCUGUUUGAAGAGCAAGUGAACAAUAUUAAGUAAUCAGAUUAAGCUUAGAUUAUGUGCAAUUGCAAUGAAUUUCGCGGUAUUUAUUUAAAUUAAAACAGCCUUGGCAAAUUCUUUCAAAUUAACCGCCCACUACGAGCGCCAUCUGUUGGAUUUCGUUUGUACCCCAUCAGCACUCAGUUGGACUUCACUGCCACUAUGGUUGAACUGCUGCAACAAUUAAUUUAAGAAACAUAUUAAUGGCAGCAUAAAACUGUUGCCCAAGUCUAAAAGGAGUCCUUCAAAUUACCAAUCGCGUGGAAAAUUAAUUCGUGAAUUGGAUAAAAUUAUAUGUGCAGAGCUUAGAGUCCCAGCUAGCUAGUAAUAUUAAAC
Molecule: messenger RNA, 1033 nt
Organism: Drosophila obscura
Lineage: Eukaryota; Metazoa; Arthropoda; Insecta; Diptera; Drosophilidae
Product: transcription factor 15
Exons: 3
Coding region: 231-683 (150 amino acids)
Biological process (GO): regulation of transcription by RNA polymerase II; developmental process
Molecular function (GO): protein dimerization activity; RNA polymerase II transcription regulatory region sequence-specific DNA binding; DNA-binding transcription factor activity, RNA polymerase II-specific
Source: RefSeq, a predicted model, not a curated record